GGAGGAGAGCAGAGCGCGCGCCAGCAGCAGUUUCCAGCUGCGCUCGUGAGCCCGACCGUUAGUGUGUCCUCCCGCCGCUCCGUCGGCUCUCUCCGCGGCUCCCUGCCUCCUCUGCUCCCCGUUCUGCUCGAGGGUUCAUCGGCGUGGAUCCAGCCUGUUUCCCCGCUCCUCUAACCGGACUCAAACUCCCCCCACAGCCCGGUCUCUAAGCUCCGCGUCCCGCUGUCAGCUCCUCUGCUUCUCCGGGUCUCAGAGUUUCCGUUGGUCCGGUUGCCGUCACUUUGGACGGAGUUCUACCUCUUCUGUUGGUUCUUAAAGCCCGGUUCUUUGGGUCUGGUUGGGUUCAGACAUGGCUCGGUGUUCCCUGGUCCCGGUUCUGCUGUCAGUUUUCUGGGUUGGACUCAUGGCCGGAAUCCUGGACGGACCGGACGCACAAGUGAUUGAUGUGUUGGGUCUUCAGGACUCUAAGCAGAGCGUAGCAGCGGUGGAGAAACUGUCGGGUGGUCUGAGCGCGCUCAGUGACAUCUAUGUGGUGUCCACAUAUCGGCUGCCAGCGAAGCUUGGUGGAGUCCUGCUGGGUGUUUACAGCAAACAGGAUAACAGGAAAUACCUGGAGAUUGCCAUCAUGGGAAAAAUAAACAAAGUGUUGGUGCGGUACGUGCGUGCUGAUGGGAAGCUGCACACAGUGAACCUGCAGAACGCCGCGCUGGCAGAUGGUCGGACUCACUCCAUCAUUCUGAGACUUGGCGGUCUCCAGCGUGACCACAUGAACAUGGAGCUCUACCUCAACUGUCGAUUAGCUGAUUCCACCCAGGGCCUGCCGCCAUUAGUCCCUCUGCCCCGAGAGGCAGAGAUGGUGGAGAUCAGACACGGGCAGAAGGCCUACGCCCGCCUGCAGGGUGCGGUGGAGUCCCUCAGACUGGCUCUAGGGGGCAGCGUUGCUAAAGCAGGAGCUCUGACAGACUGUCCGUUCCAGGGAGACUCGUCUUCUUAUAACUCAGUGAGCGGGGAGGUGAACUCCAUCCUCGGUGAUCACACAAAGGCUCUGAUUGGUCAGCUCAUCAUUUUCAACCAGAUCCUGGGAGAGCUGAGGCAGGACAUCAGGGAACAGGUGAAGGAGAUGUCUCUGAUCCGAAACACCAUCCUGGAGUGUCAGGUUUGUGGUUUCCACGAGCCCCGCUCUCGCUGUUCUCCUAACCCCUGCUUUAAGGGCGUGGCCUGUAUGGAGAGCCUGCAGUACCCUGGAUACACCUGUGGACCCUGCCCACCUGGAACCAGCGGCAACGGGACGCACUGCCACGACAUCGACGAGUGUGAGCUGCAGCCCUGUUUCUCUCCUGACGCCUGUGUGAACACCAUAGGAGGGUUCACUUGUAAACCGUGUCCUCCUGGGCUAUGGGGGGCGCCACUCGCUGGAACGGGGCUGGACUACGCCAAGUCACACAGACAGGAAUGUGCAGAUAUCGAUGAGUGUUUGGAUCUUCCUGAUGCCUGCGUUUCAAACUCUGUGUGCAUCAAUACCAUGGGCUCCUACAGGUGUGGGGGCUGUAAACCUGGCUUCCUCGGUAACCAGACGUCAGGAUGCUUCCCCAGAAAGUCGUGUGCUGCUUUGACCUUUAACCCCUGUGACACUAACGCCCACUGCACCAUGGAGAGGAACGGAGAGGUCGCCUGCAGGUGUAAUGUUGGCUGGGCGGGCAACGGGAACACGUGUGGAGUGGACACAGACAUUGACGGGUAUCCUGACCGCUCGCUGCCCUGCAUGGACAACAACAAACACUGCAAACAGGACAACUGUGUGUUCACGCCAAACUCGGGUCAGGAGGACGCCGAUAAUGAUGGCAUUGGAGAUCAGUGUGACGACGACGCCGACGGAGACGGGAUCAAGAAUGUGGAGGAUAACUGUCGUCUAGUGUCAAACAAAGACCAGCAGAACUCCGAUAGCGACUCUUUCGGGGACGCCUGUGAUAACUGCCCCAACGUCCCCAACAGCGACCAGAAAGACACCGACAGUAACGGGCAGGGAGACGCCUGUGACCAGGACAUCGAUGGAGACGGGAUCCCCAACGUCCUGGAUAACUGUCCGAAGGUACCAAACCCGAUGCAGACCGACAGGGACAGAGACGGUGUGGGAGACGCUUGUGACAGCUGUCCUGAGCUCAGUAACCCCAUGCAGACGGACAUCGACAAUGACCUGGUGGGAGACGUGUGUGACACCAACCAGGACACGGACGGCGACGGUCACCAGGACAGCAGAGAUAACUGUCCAGACAUCCCCAACAGCUCCCAGCUGGACUCUGACAACGACGGCCUGGGAGACGACUGUGACCAUGAUGACGACAACGAUGGCGUCCUGGACGACUACGACAACUGCAGACUCAUCGUCAACCCCUACCAGAAAGACUCAGACAUGAACGGCGUGGGAGACGUCUGUGAGAAUGACUUUGACAACGACGCUGUGAUGGAUCUGAUUGACGUCUGUCCGGAGAGCGCUGAGGUCACUCUGACGGACUUUAGAGCCUAUCAGACGGUGAUCCUGGACCCAGAGGGCGACGCCCAGAUUGACCCCAACUGGGUGGUUCUGAACCAGGGCAUGGAGAUAGUUCAGACCAUGAACAGUGAUCCUGGUCUAGCUGUGGGCUACACGUCAUUUAACGGCGUCGACUUCGAGGGGACGUUUCACGUCAACACGAUAACCGAUGACGACUACGCCGGCUUCAUCUUCGGCUACCAGGACUCGUCCAGCUUCUACGUGGUGAUGUGGAAACAGACGGAGCAGACGUACUGGCAGCACCUUCCCUUUAAAUCUAUGGCUACACCGGCGCUGCAGCUCAAGGCGGUGAAGUCUCGGACCGGACCUGGAGAGUUCCUGAGAAACGCCCUGUGGCACACCGGAGACACUCCUGGAGAGGUGACGCUGCUCUGGAAGGAUCCCCGAAACGUGGGCUGGAAGGACAAAACGUCGUACCGCUGGCAGCUCAGCCACCGGCCCCAGGUGGGCUACAUCAGAGUGAAGCUGUUUGAGGGCUUUGACAUGGUCGCUGACUCUGGCGUGGUGGUCGACACGACGAUGAGAGGAGGUCGACUCGGAGUUUUCUGUUUCUCACAGGAGAACAUCAUCUGGUCUAACCUGCGCUACAGGUGUAACGAUACGGUCCCUGAAGACUUCCAGACUUAUCGUAAACAGGUUCUGAUGCACAUUAAGGUCUGAGAGCUGCAGGCUGCCUGGACACUCACACAGUCAAAGAGACAAACACACACCAUAAUAGUGAACUCAUGUUUAACUGGUGCUGAUUGGAUCAUGUUUACCUGUAAGCUGCUCACAGGUGUCUCUAUAAAGCUGACGCUUAGAUCCACACAUCAGGUCAUUUUCAAAUCUGAACAGAUUUUAUAUUGACAGGAACACAGACGUGAGGACAGUUUCAACUGGUUUUAACAUUUUUCCUAGACUGAUAGUUCUCAACCAGGACCCACCGCCACCUCCUUAUGAGAAAACCCAACAUGUAGAACGUUUUCAGAAAUCCAAUUUCAUAUUUUCACUUAGAAAAUACAGAGGAUCUUAGUGUGUGAGAACAAGCUGCUGCUACAGAGACAAACAGAGAAGUCUCAGAAACACAGUAGUCGACGUGAGUUAAGGAAAAGUAGUCAAGUAUGAAAAGAUGACAAUAAAAACAAAACUUUUCACUGAGAACAGACAGUUCUACAGUCGUUCUACUCAGACAGAUGAACCAACAUGCCUCAUAUGUUUCUGUACGCUGGUGUUUGUUAAAUCUGGUAAUAGCAACCAUUACUGUAGCACUCGUCUUUAGAUCAGCCUCACACUAACACCUGAUCCAAGGCCCUAGAGCCCGGUAUGAUCCAUGACACCAUGCUAAUCUGACCAACGUUCCCCCAGGGUUUUGGUUUAGUGACAUAAAUCCCUUCAUGGCUCUGGGGUUGUCUGAUUCUGUCUCUGUAAGACGGAGUAUGUGGAAUUUUAGGGUUAAACUCCUCUAUAUACAAAGACUCAUCUGUCAACAUCACAGAGCAGCUGAAAGUAGAAGUUAUGCAGGCUGAGAUCAUUUCUGUUCAGAAACAAAGACUGACAGGACAAAUGUUUGUGUGUCUGUACAUAUCUAUGUUUGAAUAAACGCCAUCCAACACCACUCCAGCACCACGACUUUU
This is a messenger RNA of Cheilinus undulatus (humphead wrasse), 4164 nucleotides long. It is a transcript of the gene thbs3a, whose product is annotated as thrombospondin 3a. The coding region runs from base 350 to 3211 and encodes 953 amino acids. Gene Ontology annotation, molecular function: heparin binding; calcium ion binding. The record is from RefSeq and is a predicted model, not a curated record. The transcript has 23 exons. Gene Ontology annotation, cellular component: extracellular region. Lineage: Eukaryota; Metazoa; Chordata; Actinopteri; Labriformes; Labridae. Gene Ontology annotation, biological process: cell adhesion.